AGGUGUGAACAGAUGUCAGAGACACUAAGGAAGCAGAAUCUGUAGGCCUUGGGAAUUAAUGGAGCGGGAGGGAAGGAAAGGAGAACCAUGUCACAUAGGUCCGGAGUUGACUUUUCAUGUAGUAACGUCUUGUAUGCAUUUUCUUUGAAAUAAUGCAGGCUGUCAUCCUUAUGUUCUGUUAAUAAUGGAUUGUAUCAAAUAAGAUUCUGACUUUUCAGACUCCUCUACUGGAAUGUAAUUUUAAAUGUUCAUAUGACUUUAUCAUGAUUUCAAAAACAGUUUCCUGACCAGGCGACACAGCUAAAAUGGAACGUCCAGUUUUGCCUGACGAUCCCCCCCAGCGCACCGCCGAUUGCACCCCCUGGGACGCCUGCUGUGGUGCUGAAAUCCAAAAUGCUAUUUUUUCUUCAACUAACUCAGAAAACAUCGGUCCCUCCCCAAGAACCUGUUAGUAUUAUAGUGCCAAUCAUUUAUGACAUGGCUUCAGGUACAACCCAACAGGCAGACAUUCCCAGACAGCAGAACUCUUCUGUUGCUGCUCCCAUGAUGGUCAGCAACAUUCUGAAGAGGUUUGCAGAGAUGAACCCACCACGACAAGGUGAAUGCACAAUAUUUGCAGCUGUUCGUGAUUUAAUGGCUAAUCUUACACUGCCCCCUGGUGGGCGUCCAUAGACACUAUUGUUUUUAAACCAGGAAGGCUGACAAAUGAGACAAAACAGCAAAAAAAAAAAAAAAAAAAAAAAAAAAAAAAAAAAAAAAAAAAAAAAGGCAAAAAAAAUCUGAAUUUAGCCUUCAGUUUUAAAAAAAGGACUUUUUUGACUUUAAGAGCUAAAUAUUCUAAACUGGCAAAAAUUUUCAGGGUGCACUUCUUUCAUCAAAAAGACCAUCAAUCUUUUUUGUAUAGUGAACUUGUAUAGUGUGUUUAAACGGGACACAUUUCAAACUAGGUAAAACAUUGGUGUCCGCUUGCCAGUAAUAGAUUUAAUAUUCUGUUUUAUACUAUAAAGUUAUGGAAAUGCCAAACUUGUUUAUUUAAUUGUUUUCUUAUGUUUUGGGUGUAAUAGUCCUUUUUUGGUUUUUGUUUUGUUUUUUAAGGCAGGUCUGUCAUUUUUGAAUACUGUAAAACUGUGAUAAACUUUAUAUUGAAGCUGUAUUUUAAUAUGCCCGCUUUGAAUCCUUACAUGAAAAUGUUCUGGGAGUUGUUAUAAACACAUCCCAAAGAAGCAAUAUUUAAUAAAACUAGGUUUAAAAAAAAAAAAAAACAGUGACACUCACUUGUGUGUAUAUCAGCUCUAUAGACUUCUCCUGGCCUCCCUUCAUCUUUCACCUGGUGGGGCCAGUAAUUGAUUUCUACUGAUACAUGUCUGAAAUUUGACCAAAAACAUCUUCUUUGUUUCAAGUUUAAUUUAUUUUCUUCAGACAUUCCUAACUUGACUGGUGGUGAACGUUUAGCACCGUAGUUGUCUUUUAGUGUAGGAUUUGGGUAAAAAAGAAGGUGAACCCGUCUUUGAGAAGAGACAGUGAAUAGUUCAUAUUGAUCAAGGAUCCCAGAUAUUGCAAUCAUUCUCAUCCGUUGAAGAUUUGGAAACUUUUCUGUUACGCAAAUUUAGUUUACAGGAUACUUCUGCAUACAGCAUGAAUCAGGAAACCUAGAACUUGAGCAUUCCACCCUUGCAUGAAAUUUCUGUGACGUUUCUUUAUCUUGCUUAACUUCUCCCCCCUUGCCUUCCCCACCACACUUGAGGUUGUUCUAAACAAUCCCAACUUAAUUCAUUGUCAACAAAACGGUAAAAUGUUUUGCUUGGAAGAAACCUGGUUACAGUGCCUUCACUUUGAAGAAUCCAAGAUCCGAUGCCCGCCCAGGGUCAAGUGAAGUUUCUGGUACUGACACAUCUCAGCAGAGUUUCUUUUUGGAGCACCGUGCUGUCUCUCCCAUUUCAGCCUCAGUGUCAGGUUUGCGCGGAGUGGAAACAGGAGAUUUUGAAACACCACACCAACAGGAAUGGAGACGUCCACUGGGGAAACUGCCGGCCGGGCCGCUGGCCCGUCGACGCCUGGGAGGUGGCCAAGGCCUUCAUGCCCCGAGGACUGGCAGACAAAACCGGCCCCGAGGAAUGUGAUGCCGUUGCUCUUUUAAGUCUCAUCAACUCCUGCGAUCACUUCACGGUGGAUCGAAAGAAAGUCACAGAGGUGAUUAGGUGUCGUAACGAGAUCAUGCAUUCUUCAGAGAUGAAAGUGUCUUCUCUGUGGCUUCGAGAUUUUCAGAUGAAGAUCCGAAAUUUCCUGAAUGAAUUCAAGAGUAUUCCAGAGAUUGUGGCAGCAUACACCAGAAUAGAACAGCUGCUGACAUCUGACUGGGCUGUUCACCUCCCCGCCGAAGAUCAGAGAGAUGGGUGUGAAUAUGAAACAGGAGUUUACCUGAGUGAGAGCCAAGUCAACGAAAUAGAAAUGGAAUUACUAAAGGAGAAACUUCAAGAGAUCUAUCUUCAAGCCCAAGAACAAGACAUGUUGCCUGAAGAGAUCUUAAAUCGACUGCAGGUGGUGAAAGAAUUUCUGAGAAACAACAAGGAUCUUAGAAACGGUCUUACAGAAGAUCUGCAGAAGCUAGACAGCCUCCACCUACAGCAUCAAAAACCAGAUCCCAAGGAACUUGGGGCCCAGACACCCGAAGGGAAGGCCUGAGGUGAAUUUCCACAUAUGACGGUUGGCCGUUGACAGAAGUCAGGCGUGUAUGUGAAGGUCAGCACGGCUUCAAUCUCAGCUCUUCUUUUUUGUGCAAAAGGAAACACUUACCAGAGUAUCCCUCCCAAACAAAAAGGAAUUUUUGUUGCCUUUUCCUGGACUUCCUUUGACUCUUGGGGAAUAUAUUUUUUUAAUAUUCA
This is a messenger RNA of Ailuropoda melanoleuca (giant panda), 2882 nucleotides long. RefSeq names its product chromosome X CXorf38 homolog (gene CXHXorf38). The record is from RefSeq and is a predicted model, not a curated record. The transcript has 9 exons. Bases 1852 to 2682 code for a protein of 276 amino acids. NCBI's taxonomy places the organism in Eukaryota, Metazoa, Chordata, Mammalia, Carnivora, Ursidae.